UGUGCUCUUUUAUAAAUGCACACUGUUGGGAUUCUCUCCAGUGGAAAUUUCCUAUGUUCAACCCUUGCUCCUUGGAACUCAUCACUCCUGUUGUGUGUCUUAGGCAGAGUGGUGAAUGUAUCGAGCCAAAUAAUGCGUGAUGCCCUGAAAAAGUGCAGCCCAGAGCUGCAGCAGAAGUUUCGCAGUGAGACCAUCACAGAGGAGGAGCUGGUGGGGCUCAUGAACAAGUUUGUGGAAGAUCUGAAAAAAGGAGUGCAUGAGAAAGAAGGCUGGCCGGACAGUGCAUAUGCGGUGACCAAGAUCGGGGUGACCGUCCUGUCCAGGAUCCACGCCCGGAAACUCAGCGAGCAGAGGAGAGGGGACAAGAUCCUGCUCAAUGCCUGUUGCCCUGGGUGGGUGAGAACCGACAUGGCGGGACCAAAAGCCACCAAGAGCCCAGAAGAAGGAGCAGAGACCCCCGUGUACUUGGCCCUUUUGCCUCCAGAUGCAGAGGGACCCCACGGGCAGUUUGUUCAGGAGAAAAAAGUUGAGCCGUGGUGAACUCAGCUCUCACCUCUGCCCACAGCAGCCCCUCCCUGCUUUCUGUCCUGUCCUGAAGUGAUACAGACCUCUAAUUCCAAUUCUAAGAAGUUUUGUGACCUCCUCAAAGAGAGAAAAUGAAAUUGUUGGAAAUAAAGAAUGAAAAUCAAGAUGAACUAAA
Peromyscus leucopus (white-footed mouse) is the source of this 700-nucleotide messenger RNA. Its product is annotated as carbonyl reductase [NADPH] 1-like. Gene Ontology annotation, molecular function: carbonyl reductase (NADPH) activity. NCBI's taxonomy places the organism in Eukaryota, Metazoa, Chordata, Mammalia, Rodentia, Cricetidae. The transcript has a single exon. The record is from RefSeq and is a predicted model, not a curated record. Bases 16 to 540 code for a protein of 174 amino acids.